CCUUAUGAACAGGCUGUUUGAAAACGAUUAGCCUCUAUCACUACAUGUGUCCAGCGCUAUCGGCUUUAUUCAGCAAAUCGGUUCAUUAAUAUUCAUUCCACACUCAGUAAACACGUAAAUGUGGACCAGAGUGGCAAUACUUCUCGGACUUUCCCUUGCGGUUGUCAAGGGCCAAGCAACGAAAACAUCGAUCCCAUUGACGUGUGUUCCCCAACAGAAACCCGGAACAUGUCUGCUGAAAUCUAUUAAAGUUCAGGAGAAGGAUGUCAUCGAUACAACGGCGCGAGUUUCUUCUGAUAAGGUGUUGCUGUUCGAAAACUCCCAACUGGAAUACCUUCCAGACGUUCUAUUUGGCAAAUUUCCUAUGGUGGAAACACUACAAGCUACCGCGAUCGGACUGAAGAAACUUUCCUCCAACACGAUAUCAAAGUGGCCAUAUUUGAAACAUGUGGAUCUCUCCGAUAACAUGGUUGGAACCGUGCCGGACAAUGUCUUCGGAUUGUGUCAAAAUUUGGAGUCGAUCAGAAUGGCCAACAAUAGGUUGCACCUUCUGAAUGGUAUAACUCUGAUGGGUUGCAACAAGCUUAAGCAGUUGAACGUUUCAUCCAAUCAGUUGAUUCAUAUGGACUGGGAACCCGCCAGCGGUCUGCGCGAACUUGAGCAAGUAGAUGUGAGUAACAAUCUGCUACCGGCGCUAACAAUUUCGAGGUAUUUGAAAAAAAUCAUCGCCCGAAAUAAUCACAUCCACAAGCUUACGACCGAUGCGGGAUCGUUCAUUUUCAUGGUGGAAUACUUGGACGUCUCCAGGAACCGGCUGAACAACAUUGAUACGCUUGCACGCUUCGCUAAGUUGAUCCACAUCGAUCUCUCGUACAACCGUUUGUUGAGUGUGGAUUUCGCACUUUUCAAACACAUGCACUCCCUACGCGAACUUAAUCUCGCAAACAACAACAUAUUCGAGGUGGCGACCUCUGACCACAAGCCGAUAACGUUGAGUUUAGUGGACCUGUCAAACAACGAAUUGACGCGUUUGUUCGCUAACGAUAGCAAGGGAAUAAGUUCCACGGAAAAGCUACUGCUGGAAAAUAAUUUCCUGGUUAGUUUUGAGGUAACGAAAGGUUUGGCCAAUUUUCCUAGGAUGCGAUCGAUCUCACUCGGCGGUAACGAUUGGGUAUGCAAUGACAUUGAAGCGACACUGGCGGAGCUUAACGCGAAGAAAUUGACUGUAGUCGCUACAAGCCAGAAGUGUGCUCCUCAUCAGAUUUUGAAAAGCGGGCUGUGUUGUCGAGAUUUGGGAUCGACGUUCGAUGAGCUCGUUUUGCUGAAGUCCGAGAAACUAGCCGAAAUUCAACGAAAUUCUCCUACUAAAGGCGGAUCAUUUACAUCAACAGUGAAGCCCACAUUCGCGUCCGCUCCAGCUGCGACACAGAAAUCGAAUGUGAAGGUGUCCUCUCCGGUCAAUGCUCCGGUUAGUCAGACAAAUAAUGCAGAAGUUGGGAAACUCACGAACUCAUUUAGCGAUGCAGAAAAGCGAACCGCAGCAACUGAUGCACAGUUGGUAGCAUUGCGCAACGAAAAUACGGCUUUGAAAAGCUCCUUGAAGAGAACCCAGGGAGAAAUUAGGACGUUGAACGAAAAACUGACCCGAUGCAAAUCUACUGUGAACCAACGCACAGGGCAAACAGUGCUAAUUGACUAAUCGAAGUUGCAGUUGGAUGUAAUCUUUUUUUUCCAACUGUACCUUGCAUAAACCAAUAAAAACGGUGGAACUCACACCAUAUUCUCCAGA
Toxorhynchites rutilus septentrionalis is the source of this 1789-nucleotide messenger RNA. RefSeq names its product nephrocan-like. The record is from RefSeq and is a predicted model, not a curated record. Bases 119 to 1699 code for a protein of 526 amino acids. Lineage: Eukaryota; Metazoa; Arthropoda; Insecta; Diptera; Culicidae. The transcript is spliced from 2 exons. Gene Ontology annotation, molecular function: protein binding.